Messenger RNA from Magallana angulata, 3650 nucleotides. Its product is annotated as anoctamin-10-like. Gene Ontology annotation, biological process: chloride transmembrane transport. The record is from RefSeq and is a predicted model, not a curated record. The transcript is spliced from 14 exons. Gene Ontology annotation, cellular component: plasma membrane. Bases 289 to 2334 code for a protein of 681 amino acids. Gene Ontology annotation, molecular function: chloride channel activity. Lineage: Eukaryota; Metazoa; Mollusca; Bivalvia; Ostreida; Ostreidae.
CAGCAUCAGUCGAUCAGCUGAUGUCUCUGUAGAUAUACGUACACACAACACUCAAAGCGUGUACAUAUACAAUUAAUGCAAGUGUUGGACAAAUUAAAUCUAUCAACCCUGCACGGACCGAGACAAAAAUGCUGUGGGCGAAAAUGUACCACGCCCAUUUUUGAGCUAAUGGAAUAUUGAACACAAAUUGUUAAUAAACGGUGCAUGACUGUAGUAGAUUGUGUGUUCCAAACAUUAAAAGGUGUGAGUAGAGUGUAUAGUGCGGUACUAUAAACAGUAGUUUCAGUCAUGGGAGAGGAGGAGACCAGGGGGUUACAGAGUGUUUUUCGCCAGAAGACCCCCUCCCGGUUCCGUCCCUAUGUGGUGUUGGAGUUUGCCGUGGGAGCCAAACAGCCGGCCAUAGAAUGGAUGAUCUCCAAGCUACAGGCCUCAGAGUCCUCUGGAGGGGCCGACCUAGAGGUCAGCGCCGUGGUGAUGACCUUCAAGAAGCAAACUGUGCUGUAUAUUGGGGCGAAGAACAGCCGCUUAUUGACUGCGGCGGACAUGACAGGGCUCAGUAAAAUAUACAAAGACAACCACUAUCGCGAGUUCUCCAUUGAAGACAUGGCCAACUUCAAGGGCAUCGAGGAUGUGGACAGUUUCCUGACGACGGCAGAGAAACAAAAGCUGAUUCUUCAUGAGAUGGAGGCAGUGCGAGCCAGUGAUGAGGAGGAUCACAUCCCGGGCUACGACAAAAUCAAACUGUGGACAGGCAAGAGUAUAUUGAAAAAGUAUCUCAGUCGAGAUAUCAUAACCAAGAUGUAUCCUCUCCAUGAACCUGAGGAUCUGAAAAAACUCGGGGCAGACUGGUAUCAGAUAAAACGAAUCUUCAAAGAACAGCCUAUAGAUGAUAUACGCCACUACUUCGGGGAGAAGAUAGCCCUGUACUUUGCCUUUCUGGGUUACUACACAAUUGCUCUGAUCCCGCCCGCCUUCAUUGGAAUCAUCUACUUCAUCACCUCCUGGCAAAGCAUGUACAGGGAGGCCAUCUUUGCUGUGUUCAACUUGAUCUGGGCCACUAUUUUCUUAGAGGUCUGGAAGCGGUACUGCUCUGAGCUAUCCUAUCGCUGGGGUACUAUAGAUAUGGUUUCCUCUACAUACGACGAACCUAGAGCUAACUAUUUUGGCACGCUUGGAGAAAACCCAGUCACUGGAAAACCAGAACCGGUUUUCCCCAAGUGGAAGCGUAGUUUUCGGUUUUACUGUGUGACGGUGCCAAUUGUUUCUGUGGCCCUUGGCAUUGCUUUCUACAUCAUGUUGGGGUACUUUGUGAUGCAGGAAUGGGCAGACAAGAAGUAUGCAUCAGAGAAAUCAUGGGUCAAUUUCUCUGUCUUGUACUUACCUACUGUCAUCUACGCUGUACUUAUAGGCAUUGUCAACUCUAUUUAUAGAAAGGUCGCCAAGAAGCUCAAUGACUGGGAAAACCACAGACUUCAGUCAGCUUAUGACAAUCAUUUGAUUGUCAAACUUAUUUUGUUUGACUUUGUGAACUGCUUCAUUUCAUUGUUCUAUGUGGCCUUCUACAUCCAAGACAUGGCCCUCCUACGAAGUCAUUUGGCGGCCCUUCUUAUAACACAGCAGCUGAUUGGUCAGGUGCAGGAGGCCAUGGUGCCAUUCCUGUUCCUGACGCGACGGAAGAAGCAGGUGGAUGCUUCGAUGAAAAAACAGGAUGCACUCCAGAAAGUGGAGUACUUCAACGGAGAAGUGACAGAAGAAGUCCAGAAACAGGCCGGGAUGGAGAGUGAGAUGGAAGAGUACAAUGGUACAAUGGAUGACUACUUGGAGAUGUUUCUGCAGUUUGGCUAUGUCUUCCUCUUCUCUUCCGCAUUUCCUCUGGCUGCUCUCUGGGCUUUGAUCAACAAUGUGACAGAGAUUCGGUCUGAUGCCUUUAAGAUGGUCAACAUCUUCCAGAGACCUUUUGCUGAGUCAGCUUCUAAUAUUGGGGCCUGGCAGGUCGCCUUUGAACUGAUAAGCAUCAUGGCUGUAAUGACAAACUGUGCACUGAUCGGGAUGAACCCUGAGGUCCGGAAACUUCUGCCCUCUGACAUCACAGCUGUCAACAUCGUCCUCAUCUUUGUGGCGGUGGAGCAUAUAAUCCUGGCUAUCAAAGUAGCCGUGGCUUGCCUGAUACCGGAUCAGCCAAAGUGGGUGGAGAUAGAGCUGGCCAAGAUAGCCUACCAGUCCAAGCUGGCCCUACAGGAAAAGCACUAUCAGGUCACUUCCCACAAGCAUGUUCACAGAAGCGAGUCAGACAAGGAGAAGAUAGACGCUCUACUGAAGGAGAAAUCUCAGUGAAUUCACAGAGAGAGAGAGAGAGAGAGAGAGAGAGAGAGAGAGAGAGAGAGAGAGAGAGAUUCACUGGGAACCCAGAAAAGUAUAUAUCCCUUUUCAAUUUAAAAACAACCAUUUUAAUUUCUUGAUCUCUUUAUCUAGACCUAAUGUAGACAUUAUUUUGGAUUAUGUCUCACAGUGAAUUCUCUCAAAGAUUAUGUUAAUAUUUUUAAAAAAUGUUUAUUCAGCUUGACUUGUAUGAUGGGUAUUUCCUGAUUUUAUGAAUUAUUCUUGAUAAUUUAAUGCAUAUCAAAGAACAAAGUACAAGUCAUGUAUUUCUUUUGAGCUGGUCUCUGGCUGUAUAUUUCUAAAUCUAAAUUUAUUGUCUAAGGACAGGAAGUGCUCAAUCACAUUGCUUUGUUGAAUUACAAUGUGACAUUUCUAAUACACAGCUUCCUUUUUAUACAGAAUGUCUUGUCACAUAAUAUAUAUACUUCUGUAUGUUGUUUAUAGUAUAUGAUGUAAUGGUUGGUGAAGCAUAUACAUACCUGUUUAUUUAUAUCUACUGUAUACAAGGCUAUUUUUGCCUCUUGGUUAUUUUUUUGGCCCAUCUACAUUUACAAACCUUAUCUGGAGUUCACUCGGACACAUUAAGAAAUAUAAACUCCUUCUAAUUAAACAGUGAUUUGAAAUUUGUUUUAAAUUUGCCCUGUCUUAAAUGCACCCACUGAUAGUGAGAGGGAAAUGAUAAAAAAAUAAAAUAGAGUUUUCAGACAUUUCAGACCCAGUAUACAGAAUGAUCUAGUGGUCCAGGAUGAGAGAAGUGCAAUUUAUGUGUUGAUACGAUGUCAUGUUUACGCAUCAGUGAUAUGUCUUGUAUGUCCAGUCCUUUCAUGUUGUGUCCAUUGUACCAGUUUGAUUCUGUAAUCAAUGUGCAAAGUUUGUGAAGAAUUUACAAUCUUAUCAAGUAGAAAAUGUUUUUGAUUGUUUUAGGAAAUCUUCAUGGAACAAAAUAUUAUAUAAAAAAUUCCUGGAUAAAUCGAGGUAAAGGUUAAUUUGAAAAUAUUCAAUUUGUAAAUUGUAUCAUAUGUUAUAUAUGUAAAGCUUUAGAGAUAGUAGUUUUAUAUUUGUUUCAAUAGAUACUAGUCUACUAACUAGAUAAGUGUGUCUAGAGGGUUUAGGACCCCAAAAUCCAAUCUUGCAAUAUUGUGAAUAAUCUUUGGGAUGUUUGGGCAUGUAUUUAAUGUAAGUAGCAUGUGUUUUGAAUUAUCUUUACCCAAAUUUUUAUAGAAUAUAUUAUCUGUUUAUUUAUAAAAAAACAAUUAAACUUGAAAGCUCAA